AUGCCGCCGGCGCGCCUCGCCAGGGCGCUGCGGGCCGCGCGCCACUCCGCCGCGCAGCGCGCCUGCCCCCUCGCGCUCGCCCUCGACCUCGCCGGCCCGGAGUUCCGCACCGGCUCCGUCUACCACGGACCGCAGGUGCUGCUGGAGCCGGGCGCCGAGGUGCGGCUGGCGGAGGAACUGCGCUGCGACUGCGGCGACGGCACCGGCGACGCGCGCCGGCCCGCGCUCGUGCGGCUCGUCUGCCGCGGCGACCGCAUCCUCAUCGACGACGGCAGCAUCUCGCUCAUCGUCAUCGAGGUGGGCUACAACUACGUGCUGUGCCGCGUCGAGAUGGGCGGCGUGCUGGGCCCAGGUCGGCCCAUCUCGCUGCCCGACGCGACGAUGGCGGCGGUGGCGGAGGUGGAGGGCGAAGACGGCAGCCUGUCGGAGGUGGACCGCGCCGCGCUGCAGGUGGCGGUCCAGCUGGGCGUGCACAUCGUGUUCGUGUCGCGCGCGCGCUGCGCCAGCGACGUGCAGGAGGUGCGCAAGGCGCUACUGCCCGCGCGCCCCACGCACAUCUUCGUAUUCGCCAAGAUAGAGGACCGCCAGGGCGUGGAGGCGGCGGCCGAUCUGAUCGAGGUGUCGGACGGCGUGGUGGUGUGCCGCGGCCGCAUCGGGCAGUCGCUGGCAGCGGGCGCGGCGCUCGUGGCGCAGAAGGCGGUGGUGGCGCGCUGCCGCGCCGCGGGCGUGCCCGUGCUCGUCGCGCUGCGGCCCUCCGACGCGCCAGAGGUGGCCGAGGCGGCCGACGUCGCCAACGCCGUGCUCGACGGCGCCGACGGGCUGCUGCUCACCGAUGGCGUCACCUACGAGCGUGUCGUCGAAAUCUCCGACGCCUGCCGCGAGGCCGAGGCUGCGCGCUGGGAGAGGCUGGAGGCGAACGAGAUCCUGAGCCUGCAGCCGCCGCCCACGUCUGCGCCGGCGGCGCUGGCCAUAGGCGCGUGGGAGAUGGCGCGGCUGACGCAGGCGUGCGCGCAGGUGGUGGUGGCCGCCUCCGGCCGCAGCGCCAGGAUGGCGUCGCGCUGCCGCCCCCACUGGCCCGUCGUCGUCGUCACCAGAAGCGCCUCCACCGCGGCGCGCUGCCUCUGCUGGUUCGCGCUGCUGCCACUGCACUACCGAUACCCCAAGCAGGCCACCUGGCCUCAAGAGGUGGAGGCGCGUGUGAGUGCGGCGGUGCGGCUGCUGAGGAACCGCGAGAUAGCCAAGCCGGAGGACAGGGUGGUGCUGCAGUACCCCAGCCACGCGGGCAGCUCCUACUGCGACGCCAUCGCCGUCUUCGGGGUGAGCGAGCCCUGGACCUUCCACGAAAGAAGCAGGUCAGCAGUUCUCCACCUGGGUUCGCUGACAAUCUGUGUCGGCGACGCUGCAACAGACAUGUUAGUCCCCGACGGGCUGCCCUCCGAUGGACCAGAGUUGGUGGCGCCAGAUUUCUGCUUAUCCCUUAUCCAGAAAAUUCACUGGAUAAGCGAAGACAUGGUUGGAAAUAAAUUUCUGGAUUUUUAA
Molecule: messenger RNA, 1539 nt
Organism: Schistocerca piceifrons (Central American locust)
Lineage: Eukaryota; Metazoa; Arthropoda; Insecta; Orthoptera; Acrididae
Product: pyruvate kinase PKLR-like
Exons: 7
Coding region: 1-1539 (512 amino acids)
Biological process (GO): glycolytic process
Cellular component (GO): cytoplasm
Molecular function (GO): pyruvate kinase activity; magnesium ion binding; potassium ion binding
Source: RefSeq, a predicted model, not a curated record